Molecule: messenger RNA, 2769 nt
Organism: Peronospora matthiolae
Lineage: Eukaryota; Oomycota; Peronosporomycetes; Peronosporales; Peronosporaceae
Source: the annotation of a GenBank genome assembly
AUGCUCCGCCCUGUCCCUCGUGUCUGCAUGAGGCGUCCGCUCAUCUCCCCGCACUCGACUCUGCUCUUGCUUGCGCUCACACUCUUCGUUGCCACAUCCUUACCGGCAGUAACAGCUUUUCCAGUGGCAGGGGACGAAGUCGGUGACAACGAUGAGGUGACACGUCGACUCAGUGGAGGCGGAGGCAAGGACAAGAACAAGACCGUGCCGUUUAACUCUUGGAGCAACGCGGUCGAUACGGUGCAGUACGUCCUGGCCUUCAUUGUCGUGCUCGUGGCAGCCCACCCUCUUGGACUGUACUUCCCUAGGCUGUUCAGGCUGCCGCUCAUUACGGGCUACCUCUUCACCGGGAUCAUCGCGGGCCCAUUCAUCGCUAACCUGAUCACACAAGAGAUGGUGUCGUUGCUCGCGAGCUACGUGAGUGCUCUCGCACUGUCGUUCAUUUCAUUUCAGGCCGGUCAGGAAAUCUACUGGCCGGAGCUGCAACCCCAAGCCAAGUCCAUCGUGUCUCUGCUCACUAUCUCGUACAUCACUGCCAUGAUCAUCGUCACGUCGACCAUGUUGCUUGCUGAAAACUGGUUCUUCUACGACGAGCUGGGCGAGUUGUGCCAAUUGGGCAUAGCACUCAUGUUCGCGUCCAUCUCGGUCUUGGUAUCACCAGGAACGGUCAUGGCCAUCAAGAUCGAGCUUGACAGUGUCGGUCCCCUCACGAGUCUAAUGCUCGGGGCGACCAUGACAGCUGAGUUUAUCGUGCUCAUCUCGUUCUCCAUCGCCCGCAUUAUCUGCUCCACUUACUGUGCGAAGCUCGACGUGUCAUUUCUGAACCUCGUGUUUACAAUGGGUAUCGUGGGGUCCAACAUCUUGGUCGGGUUCCUCCUAGGUGGCGUGAUUAUCCUGAUUUUUAAACUUCCUGGAGGCGGGGCGCAUCAUGGUGGCCAUGGCGAUCACGAGGAAGACGCGCCGUACCUCGAUCAGAAAACCGGCAACAAAAGAGGUCAUUCAAACUUAGACAUGGAGUCGCAAUCGGGCAGUCAGGUGGGCAAUUGUACAAUGGACGAACUACACUACGCGCCUCCGUCUUCUUUCAUGUCCCCGCGGCUUUGGUUAGGAUUGAAGGCCUUCAUUUGGCUGAGCAUGGGAUACAUGUUCUACGUCUCAACCAACGUCCUCGCAGAAGCCACUGCAGCAGCAUUUGGGCUAUCGUGGGAAAUCAAGUUCGAAGCGCUACUUGUGCUCAUGAUUGGGUCGUGUGUCGCCGGACACUACGAGCCUAUCCGUCACGAUAUGCACGUGAUCCUCGACACGACCGCACCAUACAUGCUGUUGCCAUUCUUUGUCAUGACGGGGGCAGCGUUGCAGCUGGAUCAGGCGUUGAAAGCCGUCCCACUGAUGGCUAUGUACGUCAUGCUGCGCUAUAUCUCAAUCUUCAUUGCUUGCUACUUAGGUGGCCGCUACAUCCUCAAGCUCUCGCCGAUGCAGUACAACAAUUUGUGGCUUACUCUGACCCCACAGGCUGGCGUAGCUUUGGGUUUGGCUAACGAGGUGAAAGCUAUGAGUGAUGAACCGUGGGCAAUGGAGUUUGCUUCGACGAUUGUGGCUGCUGUCGUGGUGAACCAGAUCAUCGGUCCCCCAUUGUGUUCAAUGGGUUUACGUCGAUCGGGGGAGACGUUGAAAGACCGCAUGCUGCAAGUUGAAGCGCUCAAAGGGGAUACGGAGCACACGGAAAAGAGUAUCCAAGGUGGUCGCCUCAGCAAAAUUAAUGUAAAUGGUGGAUUUGGCAACAGUAUCCAUGGUGGUGGCACUCGCAAUAGUGUCUAUAGUGGCAGCUUCAGCAAUAGCGUUCACGGUGGCGGGUUCGCCAGAGGCAGCUUGUAUGAAAUGGGUCGAGGUACCAUGUCGGGUACGACCAGGUGCAACGGGGAUCCUCAUCUGCUCCUGCCCUUCACCAAAGUGCAAAACGCGGUCGUCAUUGGCGACGACGAAGUGGCUUUCGAGAUCGCUCUCGAGCUCUCGCUCUACGGUGCGCGGGUCAACGUGCCUCUCUUGGACCAAGAACGUACUGAAAAGUGGCAAAAGAUGAACGAGGCUAUCCUGCACCGCGCUGCAAAGGGAGAUCUCAUCUCGUACAAGAACACACUCAAGGACCGGGAGAAUGCGCAAGCUAUGUCAGCGGCAGACGUGAUCAUCUUCACGGGUGACUCUAACCGCACGCGCGAGAAUGUGCAGAUGUUGAAGUCGUUGCUAGGCGCAGCACACCCGCGCAUGAUUGCAUUUGUGCCGGAUUGCAAGUUCAGCAAGGAGAUGAAGGGGCAGGGAGUUUUGGUGAUCCAGCCAUCUAUUGCGAUGGCGAACAUUGCAACACGAAUGGCACUACUCGACGCAAAGUUGGCGGAGGCGCUGUCGAACGAGAUCAGUACAACAAGCGAUUUCAGUACGGCCUCGUACUUCUUAGGUGGCCACAGCGGAGAUUUGACAGAUUUGCGUCUGGAAGGCCGUCGCAUGGCGCUUGGCCGAAAUGUGGUGAACCACCACUCGGUGGACUACGAUCGUCUUGCUGAGGCGCUUGCAAGCGAGAACUUACCGAUGCCACCCCCGCCACCCCGUGUGGCGGUUUAUGGUACUUCGUCCGCUGCCGGCUUCGACCCGUUCCAUCGCGACAGAUCGAGCUUUUUCGUGAUGCACGACGACCACGACGACCACGACGAGAUAACACUAGGCGCACAGAAUGGAUCUCACACGGCACGAGAGCAAUCACGACGGAAUCUCUAA